Molecule: messenger RNA, 2244 nt
Organism: Magallana angulata
Lineage: Eukaryota; Metazoa; Mollusca; Bivalvia; Ostreida; Ostreidae
Exons: 9
Coding region: 25-2244 (739 amino acids)
Source: RefSeq, a predicted model, not a curated record
AGCUUUCAGCCUUCUUUAAAAGUCAUGGAACAACGUACACAAUUUUGUCUUUUAGGAUUGGUAUUCUUUUUGUUUUACUGUUCACUUUGCGAACCUAGAAAGCUUGAGGGCUAUGAAUUCCCGGUAUUUUCAACUGAAAGCUGUCCCCGAAAUAAUGCUGAGUGGAACGAGAGAUCUUCUAUUAUCAACUGUACCCAGAGUAAUGGCUACACAUGUUUACCUAACGAAAACUUCACAGAGCUGUUAGAGUUUUGUUACGUGUAUCCUCGGAUAUUAAUUACAAAAGGCAUAUGCCUUUACCUUUACAAACGAUACUCGAGAGUAUAUUCAUACAACUGCAGUCACUUCAGAUAUGGAUGUCCUGAUUCCAAUUACUUUACAUCUGAAGUAUAUAAUUAUCCAACUUGUAUAUCUAUUAAAGAUGGAUGUUUCCUUGCCGAGCCAUCUUGUGAGAGCACAACAAUAACUUAUCCAAAGGAAACUUACCGGGAAUGGAGUGACAGUUCUACUAUAACAUACAAAGAAACUACGAAACAUAUACAUGUACAGAAUAAGCUUUCCAACGACAGAUUCAUCGAGAUUCUUUUAGGAGCAGUUAUCUGCAUUUUGGUUGUGUCAUUCUCCAUCAUUUUGUAUAUCUGCCGUAGAAGAAGAAAUUUCUUAAAGGGGAAAAAAGAGCCUGAUAUAGAGAUUAAUAACGACGAACUAAAUCCAUUCAUUGAAAACCUAAAGCUAUAUACUGUGGAUACAACCAAGGAAGUAUUACGCUUUGAAAAUGCAGUUCUUGAUCAAUGGAGAGAGGACGACACCUUCUUCUUUUCAACCAGAGCAUGUAAAGAAGUCGAGAGCAAAAUAAAAAACCAAAACCUGGUGAUUGUGACAGGACACUCCGGAUCCGGAAAAUCUGCCAUUAUUCAACAUAUUGCACUCAAGUACAAGGAUCAGGGCUGGAUUGUGAAACCAUUGAAAGGUGUGAUGGAAAUGAGAAAAUACAUCUUAGAACAAGAAUGUAAUUUGAACUCUACAAUAUUAGUACUUAACGAUCCUAUUGGAAAAGAUUCAUUCGAUAAAGCAUCAUAUCUUUCUUGGAAAGAAUCUGAACACGAAAUAUCUACCUUUUUAAAAAAGGGAAAACUUCUUAUUUCUUGUAGAAAUUAUAUUCUUUUUGAUAAUGAAGUGAAAGGAGUUUUAAAGGAAAAAACAAAUAUCGUAAACAUCGAAGAUGUCAAGUAUAAAUUAACAAAUGAAGAAAAACGAAGCAUUUGGAACAAAUAUAUGUCAAAUGAGAAAAUAUCUGAGGAGGAUUUUACCGAAAUUCUAAAUAUUGAAGCGUAUUUUCCGUUAUUGUGUAAACUUUUUUCUUCUGACAUAAAAUAUCAAAGUAACGGAUAUAGAUUUUUUCAAGAGCCCGUAAAUGUCGUUGAAGAGCAAAUAAGAUGUUUUAGAAAGGAGGACAAAGGGAAGUACUGCGCCCUUGUUCUUCUUGUUCUUUUUAAUAAUAACUUCUGCUGUGAUGAUGCAAUGAGGAAUAAACGCUCAAGAUCCAAAUUUAAACGUGCAUUGACCAUUUGUGGAUUGUCGCAUGAUACCCCACCUUAUGAUAUUGGUGACAAUCUUGACCUUCUGAAGGGAUUUUUUGUCAAAAAAAUUGGCGACGCUUAUGAAUUUUAUCACGAUUUCGUAAUGGAGAUGACAAGUUUUAUUUUUGGAAAGGAUCAUCCAGCAGAAUUGAUACAAUAUGCCGAUAUCAGGUUCCUUCUUAGACGUGUAACCUUAGACAAUGGGAUUGAACAGAAUCGACCGUUUACCAUAUAUUUAAGUGAUAAAAGGAAUAUAGACAUACUUGGAGAGAGGUUUUUUAAGGCCCUUCUCAAAGAAUGUUAUAUAGAUGUUAUACUUCAUCCUGCUUUAAGGGAUAAAAGAUUAAUAGAAGUACUACAAAAAAAAUUCGAAAGACACCCAGAAAAGCUACAAGAGCUACUUCAAACCAAAAAGAGUAUGUAUGAUAAUCAUAAACUGUACUGGCCGAUUACAAAUGACUGUGCUAAUGUGAACAUGAAAACAAAGGAUGAAAAAAGCCGGACUCCCUUAAUGUUUGCUGCAAGUCGAGACAAUGCUGAACCUAAAGACGAUAUUUAUAACAUACUUGUCAGAACGGACAUGAGGAAACUGUACGAACUUUGCUCAAACACGGUGCUGAAGUUAAUUUAUGUACCAGUUCUGGAGCCAGUCCUCUAUAUAUAG